UCGACCCUGAUCUGAGCCAUCACGAGUGCCACAAGAUUCUCCAAGUUCCAGCUUUGAAAUGAUAGCAUGCAGAGAUCUCAGACCAGAGAGCAAGUUCGUUUCCCAUUUUCAUUAUCUGUACAACAUAUCAAAAACACAAUUCACCGCCAGUCACGCACCCAGAGGCCGAGGAGGAAGCUCUCCCUGGAGAUCAGCUGCCUGGGGCAAGCCUAGAAGGCAAAGAUCGCCAAGCCUGGCCCCUGGAGUCUGGGGCAGGUGACACAGCCGGGGCUCCUGCGCUGGCCUGACAGUGUCAUCCCCGCCCACUGGCAGCGGAGCGCCCGGCAGGGCUGCACGCGAGCCAGCGCAGGGGGCCAUAAAAGCCGCCGCGGCGCAGGACGCGGAGCUCGCCCACCGCCUGCGCGCCAGCUGCGACCUCGCCAUGCAUGUGAACGGCAAAGUGGCGCUCGUGACCGGCGCCGCGCAGGGCAUAGGCAGAGCCUUCGCGGAGGCGCUGCUGCACAAGGGCGCCAAGGUAGCCCUGGUGGACUGGAAUCUUGAAGCAGGUGUAAAGUGUAAAGCUGCCCUGGAUGAGGAGUUUGAACCUCAGAAGACUCUGUUCAUCCAGUGUGAUGUGGCUGACCAGGAGCAACUGAGAGAUACUUUUAGAAAAGUUGUAGACUACUUUGGAAGAUUGGACAUCUUGGUCAAUAAUGCUGGAGUGAAUAAUGAGAAAAACUGGGAAAAAACCCUGCAAAUAAAUUUGGUUUCUGUUAUCAGUGGAACCUAUCUUGGUUUGGAUUACAUGAGUAAACAACAUGGAGGUGAAGGUGGAGUCAUUAUUAAUAUGUCAUCCUUAGCAGGAUUGAUGCCUGUUGCACAACAGCCUGUUUAUUGCGCUUCAAAGCACGGCAUAAUUGGAUUCACACGUUCAGCAGCGAUGGCUGCUAAGCUCAUGAACAGUGGAGUGAGGAUGAAUGCCAUUUGUCCGGGCUUUGUCAACACCUCCAUUCUUCAGUCCAUUGAGAAAGAAGAAAACAUGGGGCCGUACAUAGAAUACACAGGUCACAUCAAGGAUAUGAUGAAGUGCUAUGGGAUUCUGGACCCAGAAAUGAUUGCCAACGGGUUAAUAACACUCAUUGAAGAUGAUGAUUUGAAUGGUGCUAUCAUGAAGAUCACAACUUCUAAAGGAAUUCAUUUCCAAGACUAUGAUACAGCUCCAUCUUAUGCCAAAGAUUAAUGAACAUCUUAUUUACCAGAACUCACUGAAAACAAAUACACAUGACAUAUUCAAAUCAUAUUUUUAAAUACAGCUUUUUAAAUGAAAUGUUACAGCCUAAAGCUUUCCUUCAUACAACUGAUGUUAUUCUUUUGUAAGUGAUUAGAUAAAUCUAUGGAUAAAAAUUUAGGAUAAACUAUCAAAAGUAUAAACAAAGCAAUAUUAUUGUAAUGUGUAUGAACUAAUCAGUGAUUAAAACAAGACAUUUACAGAAUAUUCCAGCUUUCAUAAAGUAUAUUUAAAUCUGUGAUUCAUGAAUAUUAACGUCUUUUAGAAAUCAUUUUAAAGAAAAUACUUGAAUUAUAAUUUAAAUCAAAGCAAUGUAAAAAAGAACUUUGUUUCUACCUUUGCACUUCAAAAGAGGGAAGCUACUGAACAUUUACAAAUGUUUAGGAGUAAUAAUCUUUACUUUUAUGUAAUCUUUAAGCUGAACUCUGUAAAGAUGUAACAUAGUUUAGGGUUAGAAAUUAAGAAAUAGGGGCUGGGGAUUUAGCUCAGCGGCGUAAGCACCUGCCUUGCAAGCAGGCAGUCGUGAGUUCGAUCCCUGGUACCGAUAAAAAAAGGAAAAAGACAAAAAAAAAAAAAAAAAAAAAAAAGAAAUUAAGAAAUAAAUUACAGUGUGACAAUAUCCCAAGUGAAAAAUCUGAUGCAUGGAAAAUGACAGAUAGUAACUGACUGAGAUUGUUAAUUCCAAGUCCAGUCUCAAAUCAUGGAAGAACAUUUUUUUCUAUUUGUUUUUUAUUUUAAGAAUUUUAUCUCCAAAAAUCUCAGGAAUGAAGCUUUUAACAGUUAUAGAAGAAAAAAAGAGGAUUGUUAGUCCUCCUAACAUUUUAUAUGUAAUAUAUGACAAAGAAAAAGUACAAAUGUAAUAGUUUUCUUUGGUUGACAGUAUUUUUGUUUUAUGAGUGUAUAUUAGUUAUGCAGAAUAUGUGCUUUGUUUUAUCAUAUUUGUACAUGCAUAUUACGCACUUUGAUUAUUUUCACCCCCAUUACCCGCCUUUCCCUCUCCCUCUCCCCAGUCUGUUAACUCUUCUCCUGUCUGCUUCCUAUUUUCUCUCAUCUCUCUCUCUUUCUUUUUAAGAUAUGAGAGAAAGAUAUAUGAUAUUUGACUUUUUGAGUCUGGUUUAUUUUGCUGAACAUGGUUUUAUUUUCAGAUAUUUUCUAUGUUGAUUUGUACUGAUUUCAAAAAUACUAUAUUUCAAUAAAACCCUUUUAUUCUAAUCUCCAUAA
Messenger RNA from Cavia porcellus (domestic guinea pig), 2488 nucleotides. RefSeq names its product 15-hydroxyprostaglandin dehydrogenase (gene Hpgd). The transcript is spliced from 8 exons. The record is from RefSeq and is a predicted model, not a curated record. Gene Ontology annotation, biological process: prostaglandin metabolic process; female pregnancy. The coding region runs from base 422 to 1219 and encodes 265 amino acids. Gene Ontology annotation, cellular component: cytoplasm. Lineage: Eukaryota; Metazoa; Chordata; Mammalia; Rodentia; Caviidae. Gene Ontology annotation, molecular function: 15-hydroxyprostaglandin dehydrogenase (NAD+) activity.